CCAUCUUAUAGGAUAUCUUAUAGGAGUCAUGAUAUUUUCAAGAAACUUCAAAUGUUCAGCAUCAAGAAUAAAGAAGGUACUUCGUACUUUCCAUCCAUCGCUAUCAAGGGUCCCCUGAUUGUAUGCCUUCCACGCUACUUUCACCUUUCUAAAUCGAAACAGUCGGGCAAUGGCUUCGUCUCCAGCUCACAACGUCGACACUAAGCGAAAAGAAAAGUUGUCUUCAUUAAAGGUUGCGAACAAUGAAGACACUGUUUCUGAACGUAUUCUUAGUGGGGACGAAGGGGGGGAGGAGGAGGAGGAAGAUAUCGUAAUUAACGAGAACGAUGUAGAUUUUGUUGCCACUCGACGUUCAUUAGAACGACGUCUCAGGCUCAAGGUCGACUUGCGACUAUGUACCAUUGCCGGCAUACUUUGUUCUCUGAAUCUGCUCGACUCCGGUGUGAUUAGUUCCGCAUCGGUCACUUCCAUGAUAUCGGACUUGGACCUCACCGGCAAUCGAUUUAGCGUCAGUAUCUUCAUCUUCACCAUAUCCAGUAUCGCCUUUCAACUGCCUUCGACACUGGCUGUGCGCACCUUCGGUCCACGCCUAUGGUUCUCCUUUAUCACCUUCUGUUUCGGCCUCAUUACCAUGUGCACCGCCUUCAUCCAAACAUGGCGGCAAAUGAUUGCGCUACGUGUGCUAUUAGGCAUAUCGAUGAGUGGCAUUUACCCGGGUUUAACGUACCUCAUCUCCACGUGGUACCCAAGAAAGGAACAACAAACGCGCUUCGCCUUCUUGCAGACGGGAGAGGUCGUCAUACUAGCGACGGGUAGUAUCGUCAAUUUCGGCCUCAAUAAGCUCGAUGGUAAAGGUGGCAUCGCUGGCUGGCGAUACAUGUUCCUGGUCCAGGGCAUAAUUGCGAUGGUCAUAGGAUUGGUAACCUACUUUUGGAUUGUGGACUUCCCCGAGGAGGCGCACCGAUCCUUUUGGUUCCUCACCCCGGAGGAACAGGAGCUUGCCGUGGCUCGGAUCAAUGCCGACCGUAAGGAUGUUGAGCCGGACACGUUUUCUUGGGGCAAAGUGUUUGUGCAUGCACGGGACCCGAAAGUGUACGGCUUCGCUUGCAUGUUUUUCCUUCUGAACCUAGUGUCGACUGCGCUAUCGUACUUCUUACCCAUCAUCCUACAAGGCGGCAUGGGUUUUGACGACAACCAGGCGAUACUGCUAUCCGCGCCGCCUUAUUACUAUGCCGUGAUCCCGGUGCUCCUGUCCUCCAUCAUUGGCGACCGCUUUCAACUUCGCGGACCGGUCAUUACGUUCAAUUGCGUGACCCUCAUCGUCGGCUUCUGCAUGCUCGGCUUCUCCGAGCAAGUCACCGUGCGCUAUAUCGGCACGUACCUCGCGACGGGGGCUUAUGUGAGCAAUUGGGCCGCGCUAAGCACAUAUCAAGCAUCCAAUAUCGCCGGACAGUGGAAACGCGCCUUCACUGCUGCCGCCGUCACGGCUAUGAACGGUGCGGGCGGUAUUGCUGGGAGCUUCAUUGUCCGCUCUCAGGAGGCUCCCCACUACAUGACCGCUGUCUGGGUCUCCAUUGGGUCUCACAUCUUAAUUAUCGGUAUUGUGGUUGUCUUCUCCAUCCACUUCUUCCGCGCAAAUAAACGCGCUGCGGCGGGGGUGGCUAUCCUAGAGGGUGUGGAGGGUUUCAGGUAUACCUACUAAAUAGAACGAGUCUUCGGUUUAGGAUACAAGAAUGAUAGUAUUAAGCCGAGGUAUAUCUCUUGUCCAGUGAGAAGGAGGUUUGAACAGUUUAUCGAAGAAAGGGAUAUGGAUACCUCGCCCUUAACCCCACACAAUCAGAUCCUCAGAUCCCCAUCAGGCUUUAGAACCCGGCCAACCCCGCAUUCUAUCACGGUAAGUAACCUGAAGUGGCUAACAAAGCGGACACCUACAUAGUACAGCGGGUUUCCCCCGCAUUCCCACAACUUUGAACUUUAUCCAUGCCGUGCUAGUAGUGUAUCUACAGACUACAACUUACCUAGUACCUACCCCGUAUCUAGGGCAGGCAAUG
Hypoxylon fragiforme is the source of this 2051-nucleotide messenger RNA. RefSeq names its product putative MFS transporter. Gene Ontology annotation, molecular function: transmembrane transporter activity. NCBI's taxonomy places the organism in Eukaryota, Fungi, Ascomycota, Sordariomycetes, Xylariales, Hypoxylaceae. Gene Ontology annotation, cellular component: membrane. The transcript is spliced from 3 exons. Gene Ontology annotation, biological process: transmembrane transport. Bases 170 to 1702 code for a protein of 510 amino acids. The record is from RefSeq and is a predicted model, not a curated record.